AUGGAGCCAACAAGUAGUUUUCCUAUUCCUUACACUACUGGUGCUAUUUGUUUUGCUAAAGCUUUAUGUGAUUUGGGUGCAAGUAUAAAUUUGAUGCCAUUGUCCAUUUAUAACAAAUUGGGUUUGGAAAAGAUUAAGCCAACUUCUGUGACUUUACAACUUGCUGAUCGAUUCGUCACCUACCCUUAUGGUAUUGUGGAAGAUGUUUUGUUGAAAGUUGGUAAGUUUUUUUUUCCAAUAGAUUUUAUUAUUCUUGACAUGGAAGAAGAUCGUGAAAUACCGAUCAUUCUUGGGAGACCAUUCUUGAGAACUGCUCAAGCUCUAAUUGAUGUAAAAAAAGAUGAGCUUACCUUAAGGGUUGAAGAUCAACAAGUAACAUUUAGUAUUUUUAGAGCUUUAAAAGUUUUCAAUGAGCAUGAUGAAUGUUUCUCAAUUAAUGUGGUGGAUGGCAUUAUUGAGAAUCAUUAUGAUGGACCAUUGGAAACAUCUUUAAUUCCUUCACGUAAUAUUGUUGAUGAGAAAAUUCUUGAAUAA
Molecule: messenger RNA, 534 nt
Organism: Theobroma cacao (cacao)
Lineage: Eukaryota; Viridiplantae; Streptophyta; Magnoliopsida; Malvales; Malvaceae
Source: RefSeq, a predicted model, not a curated record